UUGGUUUAACUGAAGAUGGAAACACUGGAGUCUGAGCUGACCUGCCCGAUCUGCCUGGAGUUAUUUGAAGAUCCCCUGCUCUUGCCCUGUGCUCACAGUCUUUGUUUCAACUGUGCCCACCGCAUCCUGGUGUCCCACUGCUCCACCAGCAAGCCCCUCGAGUCUAUCUCGGCCUUUCAGUGCCCAACGUGCCGUUACGUCAUCACGCUGAAUCACCGCGGGCUGGAGGGCCUUAAGCGCAAUGUGACGCUGCAGAACAUCAUUGACCGCUUUCAAAAGGCCUCCCUUAGUGGGCCCAACUCCCCUACUGAGAGCCGGCGCCUGCAGCCGCCGCGCCCCUACACCGCCACCAUUAGUCCACGCAUCAGCUGCCAGUUCUGCGAGCAGGAUCCGCCGCGGGAAGCCGUCAAGACGUGUGUCACGUGCGAGGUGUCGUACUGUGACCGCUGCCUGCGUGCGACUCACCCGAACAAGAAGCCGUUCACCAGCCACCGCCUGGUGGAACCGGUGCCGGACACUCACAUCCGUGGCCUGACUUGUCUGGAGCAUGAGAAUGAGAAGGUCAACAUGUACUGCCUGGUGGACGACCAGCUCAUCUGUGCACUCUGCAAGCUGGUGGGGCGCCACCGAGAGCACCAGGUGUCCUCGCUCACCGAGCGCUUUGACAAGCUCAAGCAAACCCUGGAGAACAACCUGACCAACCUGGUGAAGAGGAACAGUGAACUUGAAAACCAAAUGGCAAAGCUCAUCCAGAUCUGCCAGCAGGUUGAGGUGAACACAGCCAUGCAUGAAUCUAAACUGGUGGAGGAGUGUGACGAGCUGGUGGAUAUCAUUCGCCAGAGAAAACAGGUCAUCGCUGUGAAGAUCAAAGAGUCAAAGGUGAUGAAACUGCGUAAGUUGGCUCAACAGAUUGCGAACUGUCGCCAAUGUCUGGAGCGUUCCAGUGCCCUCAUCACACAAGCCGAGCAGAGCCUGAAGGAGAACGACCACGCCCGCUUCCUCCAGACCGCCAGAAAUGUAGCCGAAAGGGUUGCCAUGGCGACGGCUUCCUCCCAGGUCCUCAUCCCUGACGUCAACCUGAACGAGGCCUUUGACAACUUUGCCCUGGAUUUUUCCAGAGAGAAGAAGAUUUUAGAAGGACUAGAUUAUCUAACAGCUCCAACUCCGCCGUCCAUAAGAGACGAGCUGUGCACCGCCUCCCAUGACACCAUCACUGUUCACUGGACGUCAGAGGACGAGUUCAGUGUCACCUCCUACGAGCUGCAGUACACCAUCUACACGGGACAGACUAAUUUCAUCAGUUUGUACAACUCGGCCGACAGCUGGAUGAUCGUACCAAACAUCAAGCAGAACCACUACACGGUGCACGGCUUGCAGAGCGGCACCCGGUACAUCUUCUUUGUGAAGGCCAUCAACCAGGCAGGAAGUCGCAACAGUGAGCCGGCACGCCUCAAAACCAACAGUCAACCCUUCAAGCUGGACCCAAAGACGGCCCAUAAGAAGCUCCGCCUGUCCAACGACUGUCUGACCAUGGAGAAGGACGAGAGCUCGCUAAAGAAGAGUCACACCCCCGAGCGCUUCAGUGGCACGGGCUCAUAUGGAGCAGCGGGUAAUGUCUUCAUUGACAGUGGGUGCCACUACUGGGAGGUGCUGCUGGGAGCAUCCACAUGGUAUGCCAUUGGCGUGGCCUACAAAUCCGCCCCAAAGAACGAAUGGAGCGGCAAGAACUCGUCCACGUGGGUGUUCUCUCGCUGCAAUAACAACUUUAUGGUGCGCCACGACGGCAAGGAGAUGCUGGUGGAGGCGAGCCUGCAGCUGAGGCGGCUGGGCGUCCUGCUAGACUAUGACAACAAUUCGCUGUCCUUCCACGACGCGAUGAACUCCCAGCACAUUCACACCUUUGAAAUCUCCUUCCUCCUGCCCGUCGUCCCCACCUUCAUGAUCUGGAACAAGUCGGUCAUGAUCCUCUCAGGGCUGCCCGUCCCCGACUUUGUUGACGGUUUGGCCUCAGAUCUACAAGAACAGCAGCAGCAGCAGAUGGGCCUGUGCCGACAAGAGUCGCCGUACUUGACCGGGAUGAAGACCUGCCACUGAGAAGGAGUCCACUCGGGCCCGGUGACUUACGUUCUGCUCUGAUCUUCAUAACGAGUGGACUGGUCAGUUUUUAUGGACUUAGAAAGAGAUGGAAAUAUGCGCAGAAAAAUGUCAGUUUGUAGCCAUCCAAUGCUUCGCAAAUCCAUCAGAGAAUGGGAACAAGGUCUCUUGACUGAAGUAGUCAGGGGACGUGAAACUCAUCUGAGUCGCUGAUGAUGUGAGCUUUGGUCUGAUUGGACAGAGCAGGACUCCUGGUUUUCUUGACCAUUGAAGGUCUUCCUUUUUGAUUUAUUGUCUUCUUGAGUUGACCCGAGGCAGAAGACCAAAGAGGGAAUGUUUGAAGUGCAACAUGUGAACAGUGACAUUAAUACAUCAUUAAAACUGAAAAGAAGGAGGAGGCAGCCAGAACACAACCUAAAUAAAGACUUUUUAAAUGUCCAUAUAUCUGUCAUAUCAAGGUUAUCUCAAAAAGUCAAAAAACUCAUGUCCACCCUGCUGCUGGGACUCCCACAACACUUGUUGUUUAUUUAACCUGAACACUCUUUAACCCUACCAUGCCCUAGUUGAACGUCCCUGUCUUAUCAUGCAUUAACAUGCAUUAACAUGCAAAGAACAAACUACUUACAGCUAAAGCGUUUCUCCUGAGUUGAGAUGCAAACAUAAAGGAGCUCACUCCACUAACAGCAGUCUGAUGACGUCAGUCUGAUGACCUUACUCUUCUUUUGACGCAGCAACACAGAAUGUCUUAGCAGCAGCAGCCUAUUUGUUUUCUUGGCAACAGUUAGAAAGUUAGAAAAUGUCCCAAAACAUUUCUUCUGCUAAAUGUGCAAGAUGCUUCCAUCUGGCCAACGCAAACACAACAACCUUAUCAACAGCACAUAUCUCCGUCACUGUUCACGUGUUGCACCUUCUGUCCCUGAACGUGGUCGUUGCUCAACUCUGUUCCUUGGUCUUCCUCCUGGUUUUUAACCCUAGCAGCUUCCAGGUUUCAGGAAGUGCUCAUGUUGCUCCCAGAUAUUAAAUAACAUGGUCACUGGGGAUUCAGAUUUGCAUCAUGUGACUACUCCACUUGUAUAAUAAGAGGUUUAUUGAACACUAGAGAAAAAAAAAGUGUUAUUUAUGAGAAAAAAAAAGAUGAAGAUGGUUUACUUUUAUUAUUAAUCUCGACAUAUUCAUGCACUUUUUGAUUAACACUACCUCCCCUCUGUGAGUAUUUGAAUAGGUGGAGCUGAGGUGUGAUGGGGGGGAGACAGUGACGACAGGCAUAACUGCUCAUAUUUACAAAAUAAUUUAUGAUUAUUAAAUAAAGAUGGUUACCAGAAAUUAACCAUACAAAUGUUUAUUGCAAUAAAACAAUGCUAAAACUACUAUUUGUGUUUGCUGCAAACACCUAAUCUGGUCACUCACAGCACUUUGCAAUAAAACAGAAGAGCCUGCUGUAAAGUUGAAAAGGGUUUUUUCUCUGUGCUUCGAACACAAGCAGUGACUUUCCCUCCCCAUGCGUCUCUUCGAUAGCGAAUAGUAAACUGAUCUUCUUUAGAACAGGGAUAUGAUUAUGAUGUUGCUCAUGCCAUUUUUAUUACGACGAAAUGAAGAUCAAAUAAUAGCUGUUUUUUCUAUUUAAAAAAAAGUUCACUCUGAUUUCGACUCUUUCAGGGAAGGAGGGGGUUAACACUUUAACUUGCUGUCUGUCACUAUGUCAUGGCAUGAUUGUGUUUUGUGUGAUUUGUUAACACACACACAUGCACACACACACACACCAACACGCGUCAUGUUUUUGUUUAUGUUGGCCUUGUCGUGAUAAAUGCAUGAUACAUUUUAGGAUCCCGCACUGUUUGACUAGGUGAUUCAAGAAGCUCUUUUCGAUUUCACCAAAACUUGUAUGCAUCUGAUACAACAACACAACAGUUCAUUCACUCAAUCUGAGCUUAAACUCACGCAUCCACACUCCAUAGUGGCACAGUUUAUGCAGAUAUAGGAGGUUGUGUAGGGAGGCGUUGUGAUAAAGUGACAGUUGAGGUUAAAAAAAGGAAGAAGAUUUACACACCAUCUCGUUCGACACUUCAUGGCCAUUUUGACUCAUUUGUACACAUCACCAGGUUUGUCCUUGAUGUUGACUGUCACGUUUACGGACGCGCUACGAUUAGCUUGUCUUGGAAAAAAACAGGCACAACCUGCAAACACACACACAUGAUUAUUUGCUCCGGACUGCAGUGACUUAUUGACAAGCAAUGGAGUGGUAGUGAAAAUCCGACACGUCAUGGCCUCCAAGUUUACCUUUCAACCUGCAGCGUUGGUUUGGGGCCAUUGCGUGACGCAUCCAUCAUAAGGGUUCGGUUUAGGUUCUGAUCGCCUCAGUGCUUCUGGCAACAGAGAUAAUCCACUGGUUAAAGGUAACUCAGUGGCAGCUACAGUAUCACAGAAGGGUUAUUUUUCCUUCAGGCAGAUAUGUGGAUGUUACCUGACUUCCAAACAUCCGCCCAUCUAACAGAAUUAUGUCGGUCACAAGCUCAAAAAUGAAAAAUCGUACAGAAAAAAAAUGUGUUGAUUUGUGAUCCAGACUGACAAGCUCAAGUCAUCUGUGCAAGUGUGCUUGGCUGGGUCACUGCAUGAUUACGUGACCUUGCUGCAGGUUCAUAACUCUUCUAUCUUCAUGAUGAGGUUUCUUAUCUCGUGUCCAACAUAUUCUCUCUUUUUACCCCUCAAAGAAAAAAAAAAUUACAUGAAGCGUUCAUUGCCAUGCAUAUCAGACCAUUUGCAGUGCUCUUUCUUUCUUUGUGUCACAAUUCAAUACAGUAAAAUAUAUACAGUGAAUGAUUUUCAAUAGCUACCCACUCCUUGUAGUGAAGUGUAAUACUCUAGAAACAAUGCAAUAGAUUCUUCUUUUUGCUUUUCUGUUUGUGUAACUUUGGAAAUUAUUUUUACAACUCAAAAGAAGUCCUCUCCUUUUGGCAUUUGGACCUUGACAAAACAGCACAAGAAGAGCUGGCGUUGCUUUCAUGCAAGGCUUCCUGUUUCCAUAGAUAUAAUUUCAGCCAGAGAGGAAUGUAAAUCAUAGGGGGAAAUAUAUAUUAUAUAAAGUUGUAUAAUAUACAAAAUAUAUAUGA
Molecule: messenger RNA, 5201 nt
Organism: Limanda limanda (common dab)
Lineage: Eukaryota; Metazoa; Chordata; Actinopteri; Pleuronectiformes; Pleuronectidae
Gene: mid2
Product: midline 2
Exons: 10
Coding region: 16-2094 (692 amino acids)
Molecular function (GO): zinc ion binding; protein binding
Source: RefSeq, a predicted model, not a curated record